Messenger RNA from Ziziphus jujuba (common jujube), 2733 nucleotides. Its product is annotated as heterogeneous nuclear ribonucleoprotein Q. Gene Ontology annotation, cellular component: nucleus. Gene Ontology annotation, molecular function: mRNA binding. The record is from RefSeq and is a predicted model, not a curated record. Lineage: Eukaryota; Viridiplantae; Streptophyta; Magnoliopsida; Rosales; Rhamnaceae. The coding region runs from base 981 to 2429 and encodes 482 amino acids. The transcript is spliced from 9 exons.
ACAGACCGCUUCGACUUUCUCUAUUCAGGAAUACGGAGCCAAAAAAGCACCAGACCCAAAAGCCAAAAACCAAAUCUCCGCCCACACAAAAAAUUCCCACCACUGGUAUGUGGAGCUUCACUCAUAUUCCUUCUCGUUUUUGUUCUUCUUUCUCUCAAAUUUGCCUUUCCCCCAUUUUCUAUUUACACGUAAAACCCUUUAAAUCUCCUACCCUUAAGUUAUUAAUUUUUAUUUAUUAAUUCUUUUUUUUUCUUUUUCGCUGGAUUUCUUCUUAUCGAUUCCGUGGUUCUAGUUUCGCGGUUCCUUUAUGUUAAUUGAUAUUUUUUUUAUCGAAUGGGUUGUUUUUCCUAACUGGGUUCAGGAUUGAUUCAUAUAUACUCUCACUGUGGGAUCUUUUUUUUCCUUUUUUUUUUUUUUUUUUUUAAUCGAUAGGCUCCUGGGUUUAUACUUUUUAUUUUCUUUGGAAGGAAAGUAAUUGUAAAACUUUGCCGGGUGUUUUUUUUUUUUUUUUUUCUUUGUCAGAAUUUCACUUUUGGGGGUUCUUUCUUGUAUUUUUCUUGAAGGAUUCUGUAAGCUCCUUUAGGCGUGACUGUAUUGCUUCCCAAAAUAUUGUGGGCUUCUAAUUACGUUGUAGAAAUUAUUGCAGUAGGGUUUUUUUUUUUUUUUUUCUUUUGUUUCUUUUUUUUUUUCCCCUACAGAACUUGUGGAAAAUUGUCAAAUUUUUCGAUUCAAUAAUUUGUUUAGGGAUGUAAGCUUUCGUAGACCUUAGUCGCAGAAUUUCUGGGUAUGGUUUAAGUUUGUUCUGAUGAGUAUAUUUGUUGCGUCAAAGCCUUGAGAAAAGAAAUUUUGGAUUGUAAAUGGUCUGGUUGGACUGGCAGUUCACAUCCCAUGAACAGUUUCUCAGCAACAAAAUGGGGCAAUGGGGAAAGGUUAGAUCGCGGUGAAUCAUUGGAUGACAAAAGUUGAGACGUGAAGUAGUCAUGGCAGAAGGCGCAGAAGUUGAAGAGCGGGUGGAUCUUGAUGAGGACAAUUAUAUGGAAGAGAUAGAUGAUGACGUUGAAGAACAAAUAGAAGAAGAAGGGGUUGAUGGACCUGGUGAUGAAAAUGUUGAAGAGAAUGCUGAAGAAGUGCUUGAAGAUAUGAUGACUGGGGCCAGUGAGAAGGACCAUUCCCCAGAUACAGAACGAAGCCACAUUGACCCUGAGUCUGCAGAAGAUGAAGAGAAGCCUGCUGCUUCAAUUGAUGAAGAUGUCAAAGAGCAACACGCUCAACUUCUUGCCCUUCCUCCCCAUGGAUCCGAAGUUUUCAUUGGUGGACUUCCUCGAGACAUCUCGGAAGAAGAUUUAAGGGAUUUAUGUGAUGCCAUAGGCGAUAUUCUAGAGAUAAGAAUAAUGAAAGAUAGGGACACUGGAGAAAGCAAGGGUUAUGCUUUUAUAGCAUUUAAAACGAAAGAGGUUGCACAAAAGGCCAUUGAAGAGUUGCAUAGUAAAGAAUUCAAGGGUAAAACCUUAAGAUGUUCGCUUUCUGAAACCAAGCACAGAUUGUUUAUUGGUAAUGUACCAAAGACCUGGACUGAAGAUGAUUUUCGCAAAGUCAUCGAGGAGGUUGGUCCUGGAGUGGAAAACAUUGAGCUCAUCAAGGAUCCUCAAAAUGCAAGUAGAAACCGUGGUUUUGCCUUUGUCUUGUAUUACAAUAAUGCAUGUGCUGAUUAUUCAAGACAGAAGAUGUCAAGUUCAAAUUUUAAGCUGGAUGGUAACACCCCAACUGUCAGCUGGGCGGAUCCGAAAAGUACAUCAGAUCAUUCAGCUGCAGCACAGGUGAAGGCUCUUUAUGUGAAAAACAUACCUGAGAACACUUCCACCGAACAACUGAAGGAACUAUUCCAGCGCCAUGGGGAAGUGACAAAAGUGGUAAUGCCACCUGGCAAGGGUGGGCAAGGAAAAAGGGAUUUUGGGUUCGUCCAUUAUGCUGAAAGGUCUAGUGCCCUGAAGGCAGUCAAAGAUACAGAGAAAUAUGAAAUUGAUGGUCAAGUACUAGAGGUUGUUCUUGCCAAGCCUCAGACUGAUAAAAAAUCUGAUGGACCUUAUCCCUAUAAUAUCGGGCCUCAUCCAAACCAUAUUCCACACCCUGGGUAUGGUGGUUUUGCUGGAAAUCCGUAUAGCUCUCUAGGGGCUGGAUAUGGUGGUGCUGCAGGUUUUCAGCAGCCAAUGAUAUAUGGUAGAGGGCCAAUGCCGGCAGGAAUGCACAUGGUGCCAAUGGUGCUGCCAGAUGGUCGAAUUGGCUAUGUUCUUCAGCAGCCGGGUGUACAAAUGCCACACCCUCGGCCUCGGAGAGUUGAUAGGAGCAAUGGUCCAAAUGGACAGCCAGGAAGAGGUGGAGGUAGUGGCAACGAUGAAAGCAAUCGCAGCCGGAGAUACCGACCUUAUUAGGAGAGCUAGCCAAGCUAGCGAACUGGAGAGGAGCUGUUUUUCUUUUUCGUAAAACAAGAGGAAUGAUGUGGUUCGAUGAGCAGCCUCUUUGACCAAAAUAACACCUCCCAGAAAAAGAAAAAAAAAAAAAAGAGGAAAAAAGAAGCUGGUAGAUUUAGGAAAGCAAGGUUUAUAUGACAUGGUGUUGGUGUCUCGGUGCUGAUAGAGAUUGACAAUUUAGGAAUCAUCUUUGUGUAUUAACUUAUCUGCUUGUAAGGCAUUGUCUUGGCAUUUUAAUUGACACCAGCUUUACAACGUCCAUAAA